Messenger RNA from Scomber scombrus (Atlantic mackerel), 2057 nucleotides. RefSeq names its product prenyl (decaprenyl) diphosphate synthase, subunit 1 (gene pdss1). Bases 1 to 1272 code for a protein of 423 amino acids. Lineage: Eukaryota; Metazoa; Chordata; Actinopteri; Scombriformes; Scombridae. The record is from RefSeq and is a predicted model, not a curated record. Gene Ontology annotation, biological process: ubiquinone biosynthetic process; isoprenoid biosynthetic process. Gene Ontology annotation, molecular function: prenyltransferase activity. Gene Ontology annotation, cellular component: mitochondrion; transferase complex. The transcript has 11 exons.
AUGGCGGCUCCGCGGUGGGGCCAGUGUUUUUUGAGAUUGAAUAAAAGCUCUUCAACUACGACUUUAUUAGAAACCGUGUGGCAUUUUAACGUCAGGUCGGUGUCCUUCUCCUCGUCCUCUCUUCGGCGGGUGUCGUGGAGCUCUGGGUCGAGAAAUGAGGUACAGCCGUCGGUACGAUCCACACAUUUAAACCCAAAUACUUUCAACUUUACCUCAUCCCUCAUCAGACACAAGUCACAGUUGCUGUAUCCCACGCUACAGUCAUGCUGUUGCAGAAAAGUACAUAGUGAUGCAAAGCUGAAAGACCCCUUCACGUUAGCUCAGAAAGACUUAACUAGUUUAUAUGAUGACAUCAAAAAGGAGCUGGUUGUUUCCAAAGAGGAGCUGAAUUCUUUAUGUGACUACUAUUUUGAUGGCAAAGGCAAAGCUAUCCGACCAAUGAUAGUUGUCCUCAUGGCCCGGGCUCUCAACAUCCACAGCAACAGAGAUGGAGAUUUGCUACCUGGGCAGAGGGCCAUAGCUAUGAUCUCAGAAAUGAUUCACACUGCCAGCCUGGUGCACGACGACGUUAUAGACGGGUCAGAUAAGCGAAGGGGAAAGCAGACAAUCAAUGAAGUGUGGGGUGAAAGAAAGGCUAUCUUGGCGGGGGAUUUCAUCCUAUCAGUCGCCUCUAUGGCUUUGGCUCGUAUUGGUAACAUCACAGUGGUUAAAGUGUUGUCCCAGGUGAUAGAGGACCUGGUUAGAGGUGAAUUCAUGCAGCUGGGCUCAAAGGAGAACGAGAACGAGAGAUUUAAACACUACCUCGAAAAAACCUUCAAGAAAACAGCGAGUCUUAUUGCAAACAGUUGUAAAGCAGUAUCCAUCCUGGUAAAUCCUGAUCCUGAAGUUCAUGAAAUAGCCUUCCAGUAUGGGAGGAAUGUUGGCAUCGCAUUUCAGCUGGUGGAUGACGUCUUGGACUUCACAACAGGCGCUGCUCAGCUGGGGAAGCCCGUAGCUGCAGACCUCAAACUGGGAUUGGCUACUGGACCAGUUCUGUUUGCUUGUCAACAGUUUCCAGAACUACAUGCAAUGAUCAUGAGACGGUUCAGCACUAAAGGAGAUGUAGAUCAAGCCUGGCAAUACGUCCUUCAGAGCGAUGGUGUGGAACAGACCAAAUAUCUGGCCCAGCGCUACUGUCAGGAAGCCAUCAAGCAGGUCAGUUUGCUCCGGCCGUCCCCAGAGAGAGACGCUCUCAUCAGGCUCACUGAGAUGGUGCUCACCAGAGACAAGUGAACCUCCAACGCUAGACAUCACUUCAGGCAGCUACCUGUGGAAAGGGAACUCACCCAGCCACCCCCGUGUCCAUGCAAGCCAGGGUUGGCCAAAGGCGGUGAGAGAGGCGAUGGGACUUUGGUUCGGAGGAAUCCCUGAUGCUGGUUUUAGUGCCAAUUCUGAAUCAAUGUGGCAUCAAGCUGGUUUGUGAAAACAUGAUUAGAAUCGAGGGAUCAAAACGGCAUGCGGGGGCCUCUCUGAACUGAUAUCUGUUGUUUCAUGACUCUCUACACUACACCCCAAAAUAUACAAGAGGGUGAGACACUUAAUAAUGAUUUGACAUAUUAUUACACUCGGUUUUUAGUGCACGUACUUGUGACUUCCUAAAUUAAAUCAAAGUGACAAUUUGGGAAUAAAUAAUAAUUGUAAAUUAUUGGAUGGCACUGAAAGAGCCAAAGCUAAAAUUUCACUGCAUACAGUAGUGUAACUGCAAUGGCCUCCCAUAUCUCAAACUAGCCAAUCAUGUAUCAAUACAGUUGGUGUUAUGCUAGUGCUGAGCUGUGGCGGCGUUGCAAAAACUCUCUGUAGUUCCAAACGUGACAGAAGUGCAUCUUUGUCAUUGGUGUGUUUGUUUGGAUCUGUGUUAAUGUCAUCAGAGAUCCGUCCAAACCACAAAGGCCAAACAGUCACGUGUCUUUUUGAAAUGUUAUGAGGUUACUUCUAUAAUGCAAAGUGCCCUGUAACAGCCAAGGCCUUAACAUCCAUAAUGACUGUGUGCUCAAUAAACCAACAUUUUUUUUAUUUUA